Molecule: messenger RNA, 1327 nt
Organism: Dunckerocampus dactyliophorus (ringed pipefish)
Lineage: Eukaryota; Metazoa; Chordata; Actinopteri; Syngnathiformes; Syngnathidae
Gene: msrab
Product: methionine sulfoxide reductase Ab
Exons: 7
Coding region: 112-864 (250 amino acids)
Biological process (GO): cellular response to oxidative stress
Cellular component (GO): cytoplasm
Molecular function (GO): peptide-methionine (S)-S-oxide reductase activity
Source: RefSeq, a predicted model, not a curated record
CUCACUGUGCUGGAUCGCUGCUUCACACUCAAGUCAUUUUUUCCCUUCUUAAUCUCUCUGAGCAAACGGUGUUUCUGGUGGCGUGCGUGGACCACACAGGCAGAGGAGACAAUGUCAGAUAAGACUCAGAUGCCGAGUAGGGAGCGCGCCCUCGCGGGACGAGAGGAAAAAAUGGUCGUCGCAGACAAGCAUGCAGUCAACAGCAAUACCACCGUGCAGCCUUUUCCAGAGGGCAUGGGGAUCAUCAUGUUUGGUAUGGGUUGCUUCUGGGGAGCUGAGAAACUUUUUUGGAAGCUUCCGGGGGUCUUCUCCACACAGGUUGGCUUCGCCGGCGGCUUUACCCCCAACCCUACCUACCAUGAGGUCUGCUCUGGCCUUACUGGACACACCGAGGUUGUGAGGGUGGUCUUCUCCCCUAAAGACAUGAGUCUGGAGGAGCUUCUGAAGCACUUUUGGGAGAACCAUGAUCCGACACAAGGCCUUACUGGACACACCGAGGUUGUGAGGGUGGUCUUCUCCCCUAAAGACAUGAGUCUGGAGGAGCUUCUGAAGCACUUUUGGGAGAACCAUGAUCCGACACAAGGUAUGAAGCAGCAUGCCGACAUCGGGACUCAGUACCGUUCUGUUAUUUAUGCAACCAGUGCUGAUCAACUGGAGCUGGCACUGAAGAGCAAAGAAGCCUACCAGAAGGAGCUUGAGGCGAAGGGUCUCGGUACCAUCACCACAGAAAUUCUGGAGAAGCAGCAGUUCUACUAUGCCGAGGACUACCACCAGCAGUACCUGAAGAAGGUACCUAAAGGUUAUUGUGGCCUGAAAGGCACUGGGAUCGCCUGUCCCAUUGGAGUUGGAAAAGAUCAUGAGUGACGAUUGUUUAACGGUUAAUUGCAAUCAGUUUCAAUGAUGAUAAAGUUGUGGCAACCCUGAAUCGGUACAGUAAUAAUCUCACCAGUUUGUAUCCGUAGCAUACCAAAUAUGGAGACUCUAUAUGAAGGCAAGGAUCGAUUAAAAUGGUCUGCAUGCCCUUGAUUGGGAGGUUUAAAGGUUAAAAUCUGUCUAGAAUUAAUUGCAUCAUUAAUGGCCACUGAUGAAUAUCUGGACUUACUUAGGCAACCAAGUGCCUUCUUUAUUAAACCAAAGAAGUCAGUAGCGAGUGCUUGAAUCAAAACGUAAUCGUGUUUUAUCAUGUUGAGCUGUCAUCGGUGACGUGCAGGUGCAAUAACGUAUUCUUCCACAGGGUGGCGACAUUUGUUAUCUGUACUUCAGUGUCAGUGUUUCAGCUGAUUUUUUUUGCAAUAAUUCAUAUAAAUAAAUAUACUUUUGAUCGAAA